Drosophila guanche is the source of this 1195-nucleotide messenger RNA. Its product is annotated as sperm-associated antigen 7. Gene Ontology annotation, molecular function: nucleic acid binding. NCBI's taxonomy places the organism in Eukaryota, Metazoa, Arthropoda, Insecta, Diptera, Drosophilidae. The coding region runs from base 168 to 983 and encodes 271 amino acids. The record is from RefSeq and is a predicted model, not a curated record. The transcript has 2 exons.
ACACUGGUGCACAAGCACCGGUUGCCAAUAUAUAACUAUUUUUACACAAAUAAAACAACUAAAUUAGCUAUUACUGAAGAGUUUGAUAAGCUCCUAAUCGUCGCCAGAGAGUGGCAGUAAAUUAAUCAACGAGCGAGCCCUCAAAGAAGAACAGAACUGGGGGCAAAAUGGAUCUCCUCGAUUCCAUACUGAACGCCAUGGAUGCCCCUCCAUCGGCCAGCGAGCAGCAGAAAACGCUUAUCAAGAAGCAGCGUGAAAUGAUGGAGCGGAUGCAAAAGAGACAGAAGGAGGAAUUGUUGCGAUUCCGCAAGUAUGUGGACGAGCGUAUGGCCCGCUUUGCCAAAGAUGAUCGAGUGUCCAUCGAGUUCCAGCCCCUGGAUAAAGUGCACCGUUCCGUCAUUCACGAGAUUGCGGAGAACGGCGGCUUCAUAGCGAUGAGCUUCGGCCAGGAGGAUGUCGAUCGCCAUUCGGUGGUAUACAAGAAGGAGCAUGCACCCGGCGAGGAUGAGGUGACGGCGCGUCGCAAUGGCGAUGGCUGGAACAAGGAGAUUGCCAAAGAAUACGCAGAACAACGAAAAGAGCGCCUGGCUCAAGAGCAGAGCGACAAAAAGGCUUCCACAGCAGCAGCCGCAGCAGAAGCGGGCUGCUCCACAGACCCAGACAAUACAACGGGCGAGGUGAAGCCUAUGACCAAUUACAAAGCAAAAUAUGCCCAUCUGAUAGGUGAAUCGGCGGGCCUGCAGGCAGCAGGCAAAACAGAAACAAACCAAAGCUAUGGCUUUGUGCCCAGCAAGAACAAGAAGGACAUGCGCUCCAUCGAACAAACCCUGGCCGAUAUACAGGCCAAGAAACGCCUAAAGCUCCAGCAGCAGCAGGAGCAACAGCAAGAGCAAGAUCAGCAGCAGCAGCAACAACUAGAAGAAGAGGCCUUAGAAGUCAGCCAGUCAGCGGCGGAGGAUCCUCCCGUGGCUGAUCAUCAAUGAAAGCAAUAAGAUUUCAAUAUUAGUUUUGUUGGUUUUGAUUAGUCACAUGCAAUGUCUCGUCGACUGCCAUGUAAUAAUAAGUAAAUAAGCAAUGUAAUUUGUUGGCUAAUUAGGACGCGACAGCUAAAUGUUUAUAAUGUUGAAUAUCAAGUGCAGAGUGUCCGAUUCGCAUUAUCUAUUUAUAUAAUAAAAGCAACAUUUUUAACUGUAAA